Sphaeramia orbicularis (orbiculate cardinalfish) is the source of this 2824-nucleotide messenger RNA. Its product is annotated as nucleus accumbens-associated protein 2-like. The record is from RefSeq and is a predicted model, not a curated record. Gene Ontology annotation, biological process: regulation of transcription by RNA polymerase II. The transcript is spliced from 7 exons. Gene Ontology annotation, molecular function: RNA polymerase II cis-regulatory region sequence-specific DNA binding; DNA-binding transcription factor activity, RNA polymerase II-specific; protein binding. The coding region runs from base 529 to 2514 and encodes 661 amino acids. Lineage: Eukaryota; Metazoa; Chordata; Actinopteri; Kurtiformes; Apogonidae.
CUUGCAGUGUGUUCAUAUAGCAGCUGUAAUGCAUGCCCCCCCUCCCCCCCCCCCCCCCCCCUCCUCCUCCUCUUCCUCGUCCUCUGCAGGGCAGUUAGCCGCAUUAGCUCCCUGGCUGUCCUCAGAUGACUCCUCCUCUCUUCCUCUUCCUCCUCCUCCUCCUCGGCUGUCUGCUGUGUCCCCCCCCCCUCCUCUCCCCCCUCCCCCCUCCCUCCCGCGACACACCAGACGAUGCGUUGACUGAGCGGAGGAGAAAAACCUCUCCCAGUCAGCCAGCCGUCCUGCCGCUGCAUGGAGGAGAAGCAGAGGAGGAAGAGGAGCAGCAGAGAGGAGCUCCAUCCUGAUGGUCUUCAGACUCCUCCCCCCUCGCUCUGACUCAACACUCUGACCUCUGACCUUUUGCCCAUCGUCAUGGUCCUGAAGCGCUCUGCAGGUGACAUCUGCACCCUCCCUGACACUUAGACCCCCUCAGGACCAUCUCAGCCUCUUCCUGCCCCCCCCCCCCCCCCCCCCCUCUGGACGUCCACCAUGUCGGAGGGUCUGCUGCAGGUGGAGAUCCCAGACUUCGGCAGCAGCGUGCUGGGCAGCCUGAACGAGCAGAGGCUCAUGGGACAUUACUGCGACGUGUCCAUCCUGGUGCAGGGUCAGGCCUUUAAGGCGCACCGGGCCGUCCUCGCCGCCUCCUCACUUUACUUCAGAGACCUGUUCAGCUCCGCCGCCGAGCCCUCCUCCUCCUCGUCCUCCUCCUCCUCCUCCUCGUCUUCCUCCUUGUCCCAGGCGGUGUUCGAGCUGCCGUCCUCGGUGACGCCCACGUGUUUCCAGCAGAUCCUGUCCUUCUGCUACACGGGCCGCCUCAGCAUGGCGGCCAGCGAGCAGCUGGUGCUGAUGUACACGGCCGGGUACCUGCAGAUCCAGAACAUCGUGGAGCGAGGGAUGGAGCUGAUGAUGAUGAAGGCCUCCUCCUCCUCCUCACCGCUCUGCUGCGACUCCCAGACAACGUCAGCAGAUGAGCUGGGUAACUUCGACCCCCCCCUGGUGCAGCAGCAGCAGCACAGCGUCCCCCAGCUGCAGGAGGCCAGUCCUGACCAGCCCGCCCUCAGCCCCGAGGAGCUGCUGCUCGCCGUUAGUCGCAUCAAGCAGGAAAGAGCCGACACCCCCCCGGCCGAGGAGCAGGGAGGAGCGACGGGAGCGGGAGAGGAGGCCAGAGUCGACGUGUCCGGUGACCUCCAGACCUCCAGGAACAGCGCGCUGUGUUACCUGGGCACCGGCGGAGGUCUGGUCCCUGGACUGCAGUCCUAUCUGCUAGCAGGCGGGGGGCGCUCCAGCCCAGGGGGCUCCAGCCUUCCCACUGACUCCCCUCCCUCUCACCCCCCCACGGAGGAGGAGUUGGAGGAGGACUACUACGGUAACGCCGUUCAUGCUGGACUGUACCAACACAUCUAUGGACACCCCGGAAACCCCUACAUCCAGGAGAAGCUGGAGAUGCUGCCCCUCCCACUAGCCAAUGAGCGCCGGCCUUGUGUGCUGGUUGGUCGGGACAACAUGGCCCUUCCCGCCAGCCUCAUCAGUCAGAUCGGGUAUCGCUGCCACCCGUCGCUCUACACCGAAGGCGACCCCGGAGAGAAGGUGGAGCUGGUGGUGGGCUCAGGUGUGUUCAUGACGCGGGGUCAGCUGAUGAACUGUCACCUGUGUGCCGGCGUCAAACACAAGGUGCUUCUCAGGAGACUGCUGGCGACAUUCUUUGACAGAAACACUCUGGCCAAUAGCUGCGGGACAGGGAUCCGCUCCUCCACCAAUGAUCCGAGCCGAAAGCCGCUGGACAACCGAGUGUUAAACACGGUCAAACUUUACUGUCAGAACUUUGCUCCAAACUUUAAGGAGAGUGAGAUGAACGUCAUCGCAGCUGACAUGUGCACUAACGCCAGGCGGGUCCGCAAACGCUGGCUCCCAAAAAUCCAGUCCCUCCUCCCCGACGGGCUCCCCGCUAACACCUCCUCCACCUCCCCCCACCCCCGCAAGGGGAAGAGGAGCGGGGUCAGCGGAGGAGGUCCAGGUGGGGAGGCGGCGGCAGGGCAGCCCGGCAGCCCCUUUGAGCUGGACCUGCGACAGCUCAGCGCCUCCUACCUCAGCCUGGAGGCUCCGCCCAUUUACGCUGAGCGACGGGAGGCCGACAAGGAGAAGGAGAAGGAGAAGGAGAGAGAGGCUCCGGCCGCCCUCCUGCCUCACCUGCAGUUCGCCGGAUCACGUGGAGGAGGAGGAGGAACAGGGGGAGGAGCAGGGGGAGGGGGAGGAGGCAUCCAGGCGGAGGAGGGGCUAAUGGGAAACGAGGCCGACGGGGGAGGGCGGCUACAGACUGAGCAACCUCCAGACCUCCCCCACUCCCUCACCUCUUCCUCCUCCUCCUCCUCCUCCUCCUCCCACCCCUCCCCUCAGCCUGCAGAGCCCGCCCCCACCCAUAGGGGAUUGGCCGACAUGGAUGAGAGGGGGGCGGAGCCUCUGGAAGACAGCCAAUAAGCUUUCUCUCGCAUCUGCCUACCUGUAUGUAAAUAACACAAUAGCUACCUGUCCCCAGUCUGUCCGUCUGUCCUUCUGUCUGUCUGUCUGUCCGUCCGUCCCACCUGUCCGUCUGACUUCUGACCUCACUACCUGUCCACCUGUCUACCUCUACACCCUCCGCCCGUCUGUCCACCCGUCUGUCCGUCUGUCUGGCUCGGCUCUGCUGCAUGUGAACCAGCACACAGGCCCAUAGCAACAGGACUGAUGAUGAAGAUGAUGAAGAUGAAGUCCACUCUGAUGAUGACAAUAAAGCUUCUUGAUAAUCAGA